This is a messenger RNA of Girardinichthys multiradiatus, 2289 nucleotides long. Its product is annotated as T-cell leukemia homeobox protein 3-like. The record is from RefSeq and is a predicted model, not a curated record. Lineage: Eukaryota; Metazoa; Chordata; Actinopteri; Cyprinodontiformes; Goodeidae. The coding region runs from base 239 to 1087 and encodes 282 amino acids. The transcript has 3 exons. Gene Ontology annotation, molecular function: DNA-binding transcription factor activity, RNA polymerase II-specific; RNA polymerase II cis-regulatory region sequence-specific DNA binding. Gene Ontology annotation, cellular component: nucleus. Gene Ontology annotation, biological process: regulation of transcription by RNA polymerase II; animal organ development.
UUGACGCGCUGAGAGGAGGACAGAGCGUCACAUCUCUCCAAACGCCCAUCAAACUUUCGGCAGAGAGGACUCAGUGCUCCAGAAGAGGCCUGUUAGAGAGAACGCGCUGAUUUUUUUGGACAUGCACAGCAAUGGAGAGACUUUUGACGAUAGGUUUUGGUGCAGUUUGACCUCAUUGUGAUCACCAUCUGAAAGCACCUUCUCCAGUUUCCCUAUCCUUUCAGGAACCGAGCGAGGGAUGGAGCAAGCACCCAGCGCACCGAGUCCUCCUCCAAAACCAGUCAGCCACGAACCCAUCAGUUUCGGCAUCGACCAAAUUCUGGGAGCCGGUUCGGAGCCGGAAAGCGGGCGCACGCCGGGGAGACAGAGUGGAUCUGAUUUAAGCAACGGGGACGCCUAUUAUAGUUUAGGAAAUCCGAGCGGUGCCAACGCGCCCUCAUACACAGCGCUGUCCAUCUCCCUCUCUGGGAUCAUGCCUCCAGUGGAGGCGUCCGGUUCGUACGGAGAGAACGGGAAUCUGGGCAGCCGGGGUGUGAUACGAGUCCCGGCUCACAGACCUGUAACGGCCCCGGGACCCCCGGCACCUGUCCAGAGCGCUGUUCCCGGGUUUGGGGGGCUGUGCUUCCCCUGGAUAGGAAACAGGUUCGCCAAGGACAGAAUAUCAGCGGCAUUGGUGCCUUUUGCAGUCACUAGGCGGAUUGGUCACCCGUAUCAGAACCGGACCCCUCCUAAGCGGAAAAAGCCCCGAACCUCCUUUUCCAGAGUCCAGAUUUGCGAGCUGGAGAAGCGCUUCCACCGGCAGAAGUAUCUGGCCAGCGCUGAGCGGGCCGCUCUGGCCAAGAGUCUGAAGAUGACCGACGCGCAGGUCAAAACCUGGUUUCAGAACCGCAGAACCAAGUGGAGGAGACAAACAGCCGAAGAGAGAGAGGCGGAGCGUCAGCAGGCCAAUCGCCUCAUCCUACAGCUGCAGCAGUCCGCCCUCCAGAAGUCCCUCAGCGAAUCGGCGGUGUCGGAUCCACUAUGCGCCCACAACUCCUCCCUGUAUGCUCUGCAGAACCUCCAGCCGUGGGCCGAGGACAGGGAAUAGGGACAGAUAAAUUAAAUGAAACCACUGGGACUUACUUUGAUUCAUGCAUUAUGGAGGAACAAAUGUGACUUGAUACUGAAGCACGGGUCCCAUCUAUUUGAGUGGAGGAUUUUAGAACUGGACAUGAAAAUCUGGUGAGUGAUGCGCACUCAGAAGCAGAAACUGGGUUAAUUUCAAUUUACUACGGUGGGUGGAAAAAUCAAAACGGAGCAAAAAAAAAAAAAAUCUAAAGCAGACCCUUUCAAGAAACCUUGCCACCAUGUAAUUGUCCUCUUAUGCUUGCACUUAUUCUGUUCAUUAGAAUAAGAGGGGGAAGAAAUGUCUGGUCAGCCGUUUGUCUGAGGGAUGUAAUUAAUUUCACACAGGAAAACAUGGGAUUCUAUUGUUUUAUGAGUCUGCUUUUUCCCGAAAAUACCCAUUGUUGGGUGCAUCAGUUCAGCUAAAAUACAACAUGUGUCAAAGUAGAAACAAAAGCUGAUGUUGUUUCUCAUCAUUCUUUCAUUUUUGUGGUGCUUAUUCAGCUCCCUCAUAAAAAAAAAAAAAAAAAAUGUUUCUAAUGCACCCUCACCAUCCUGCAUAUAUAAAAAGCAACACUUGGGCCUAACAAAAAGAUGCCAAAAUAUUUAAUUUCGGGCGAGAAACGUUGUUUGAGUUGUAAUAAAACGAAAACAGGUUGCAGGAGGUACGAAAUUUUUCACCCAUUGCUAUAAGUUAGAAUGAUAAAAGAAGUGAUGCAUGCUCAGAGAUGUUGCUGAAGUCCUUCCAUAUGCACAUUAUGUUUUUCAAUCGAGCCAGAAAACUCUGUUUUGUACUAUUACUGUACAUGUGUAAAUAAUAUUAUAAACUGUUGUUGUGAUUUUUUAUUUUUCAUUCACGCUCCUUUCUGGUGCAGCAAAAAUGAUUUUUAGGAUUUUAACUGUGUGUUAUUAUAAGGUACAGAAGGGGAAAAACACGUGUGGUAGAAUGGUAAAAACAUUACAUGAGCUUUUUGUUUUUUCAUGAAAAGUUUAUUGAUAAAUAUGAUUUUAUACAAUAUUUCAAUACACACAUCAUUUGAAUUGACAGUUUUUAGUGUAUACAUGCUGUCUACCUCUCUGUCUUCUUGUCUGGAUUUCUGCAACUCAUUCAGAUGACAUUAUUGGUAUAGCACAGUGAGUAAAAGUAAAAUAUUUAAAUCAUUCAAUCCUGCGCAAUCUUCUGAA